UUUUGCUUUAGUGUCUUCGUGAGAGUUUCGUUGUUUCUCGCAAGAUUCUCUACGCUCCUCUCGAUUGCAACGCGUCUAAGGGAAAAAAAAAGAAUAAGAAAUGGCAAAUGCUGUGUCGGGCAUGGCUGUUCAUGAUGAGUGCAAGCUCAAGUUUCUUGAGCUGAAGGCGAAAAGGAGACACCGCUUCAUAGUUUUCAAAAUAGAGGAGAAGCAGAAGCAAGUAAUGGUGGAGAAGGUGGGGGAACCCCCCCUCGGAUACGAAGAUUUCGCAGCAAGUCUUCCUGCUGAUGAGUGCCGAUAUGCAGUCUAUGACUUUGAUUUUGUCACAGAGGAGAAUUGCCAGAAGAGCAGGAUCUUCUUCAUCGCUUGGUCGCCUGAUACAUCAAGGGUGAGGAGCAAGAUGAUAUACGCCAGCUCCAAAGACCGAUUCAAGAGAGAACUCGACGGUAUCCAAGUCGAAUUGCAAGCUACCGAUCCAACAGAAAUGGGCAUCGAUGUCAUCAAGAGCCGUGCCAAUUAGCUCAAACAGCCUUUUUCCAAACGAAAGAAUGGAGGGCUUCUUUUACAAAAACCCGGUAUUCUCUACUUCUAUGGCAACUAUAGCCUUCAUGGGAUGAUGAUGAUGAUGAUGAUGAUCAUGGUGAUGAUGUUAGAGCUGUGGUGAUACUCUACUCAUAUAUAUAUAUAUAUAUAUAUCCAUGUUUCGAUGGUCUAUUCGCUAUAUAAUGUGACCUGUCGGGGGGUUUGCACCUUUUUUGAUUAUGAAAGCCUGUGAAACUGUUGCGGACAAACUCUCCCUUUGGUUUCUUUUAUCAUUUUGCCGUUGUGUAUGGUUUAUCUUUUGAUUCUGUUCUA
Molecule: messenger RNA, 855 nt
Organism: Tarenaya hassleriana
Lineage: Eukaryota; Viridiplantae; Streptophyta; Magnoliopsida; Brassicales; Cleomaceae
Product: actin-depolymerizing factor 1-like
Exons: 4
Coding region: 101-520 (139 amino acids)
Biological process (GO): actin filament depolymerization
Cellular component (GO): actin cytoskeleton; cytoplasm
Molecular function (GO): actin filament binding
Source: RefSeq, a predicted model, not a curated record